CCGGCCCCGGAAGCGGCGGCGGCGGCGGCGGCUGUCGCAGUGCGCGGCCGGAGCCAGCAGAGCCGCCGGCCCCAUCGGGCCGGGCCGGGCCGGGCCGGGCGGCACCAUGAAGGGGAAGGAGGAGCGGGAGGGCGGCGCGGCGGGGCCCGGGGCGGUGGGGCCGGGCGCGGGGGGCGGUAGCCCCGAGAAGAGCCACAGCGCGCAGGAGCACAAGGAGCAGGGGAACCGGCUCUUCGGCGGCCGCAAGUACCCCGAGGCCGCCGCCUGCUACGGCCGCGCCAUCAACCGCAACCCCUUGGUGGCUGUCUACUACACCAACCGAGCACUCUGCUACCUGAAGAUGCAGCAGCACGACAAGGCGCUAGCAGACUGCAAGCGAGCCCUGGAGCUUGAUGGCCAGUCAGUGAAGGCUCACUUCUUCCUGGGCCAGUGCCAGAUGGAGAUGGAGAACUACGAUGAGGCCAUCGCCAACCUGCAGAGAGCCUACAACCUUGCUAAGGAGCAGCGCCUGAAUUUUGGGGACGAUAUCCCCAGUGCACUGCGAAUUGCCAAGAAGAAACGCUGGAACAGCAUCGAGGAAAAGCGGAUCAACCAGGAGAAUGAGCUGCACUCCUACCUGACCAAGCUGAUUAUGGCAGAGAAGGAGAGGGAGCUGACUGAGUGCCGAAAGACUCAGCAGGAAGAAAACACGGACGAGAGCCGGAGCCGAAUUCAGCUGGCCAGCAUCGAGGCCAAACACGACAAAUACCUGGCAGACAUGGACGAGCUCUUCUCUCAAGUGGAUGAGAAGAGGAAGAAGCGGGACAUCCCUGACUACCUGUGCGGGAAGAUCAGUUUUGAGCUAAUGCGAGAGCCCUGCAUCACGCCCAGCGGGAUCACCUAUGACAGGAAGGACAUUGAGGAACACCUCCAGCGUGUGGGGCAUUUUGAUCCAGUGACGCGGAGUCCCCUGACCCAGGACCAGCUGAUCCCCAACCUCGCCAUGAAGGAAGUGAUAGACGCAUUUAUCUCAGAGAACGGCUGGGUGGAGGAUUACUGAGGGGCUAAGGGGGGGAAGUGCUGGCCCACCUGGGCACCCCUCCCCCCCCCAACCACAGCGGCACAGACAGCUCUUGCUGGGCUGGCACCAUGCCUUACUCGCUCUCCGGCUGUUCCCCUUCUGCUCCAGGUGCCCAGCAGCAGCGCUGGGCAGGGGCAUAUUGCCAUCUCCCCUUCCCAAGGAACUGCAGUGGCUGGGCGGGCACAAAGGCUCCCCAGGCUCCCCUCUUCACCAGCUCCUUGUGGAGCACCUGCCUGGCCCUUUGGAGAAGGCUGGCUUGUUGCGGUGGCCUGGAAAGUCUCACCAACAUCUUCAUCACCUGGAGAGCAGCAUCCCCCUUGGCUACAGAAGCUGACAAUCCUCAAAGAUCACGUCCUGUGCUGGGGAGGUGCUGCGAGGAGCUUGCCAGGACGAGUGCCUGGUGCUGGUCUGGCCCAGCCCAGUCUCCUCCCUGUGUAGAUAGUUGUUUCCUUCUCCUUCCAUCUCCUGCCUGGCCAGGGUCGUGUUCGCCUCAUUCAUGUAAAUAGCCACUUGCCAGGGUGGGAGAGCAACGUUCCUGCUGCAGAUGCCGACUUGCCCUCUGGCUUUUCCUGGGAAACAACUGCCCCCAGGCUGGAAGGGGCUGGCUCACGUGUCCCCUUGCCUACCGCGAGCAUGGUUUCCUGCUAACAACCACCUGGGUUAAAGUUCUUCUUCCUUUUACUGAAAUCCCUUUAAAAAAAAAAAAACCACAAAACGACAAACAAAACCAGCCAACAAAUCCAUGGCUGACUGAGCUCCAGCAUUUCGGUCGGCAGACAGCCUGCCUGGCUUUUGAGCACCCUCUGGAAGUUUGCCAAUGUUAAUUAAAAAAAUAAAAAAAAAGGUCAGCAAUAAA
Phalacrocorax carbo (great cormorant) is the source of this 1916-nucleotide messenger RNA. The record is from RefSeq and is a predicted model, not a curated record. Lineage: Eukaryota; Metazoa; Chordata; Aves; Suliformes; Phalacrocoracidae.